AUGUUAAUACAGCUACACAAGCCAAUAGCAUUUGCUGAAGAAAAUUUUACUUCGGAGGAAUAUGAAACCAAACUAACAUCUGACAGCAUUCACCCUGCGGAUUAUGGUGUUGGCAUUAGACUACAUGUCCCGCCUACAGAAUACCGUAGCCCCUCGAGUAUAGUAAUUUAUACGGAUGGAUCUAAAAUUGAAGGAAAUGUGGGGAGCGCAUUUGCUGUCUUACAAGAAAAUAGUCUCAUUGCACAAUGGAAGGGCCAUUUGGCUAACAAUAACAGUGUCUUUCAAGGGGAAGCAGUAGCAAUAGCGCAAGCUAUUCGCUACUUGCUAACCCACCAAAUCCUAAAGGCUACUAUAAAAUCUGAUAGCCUUUCAGCUAUUUAUGCGAUUAGUAAUCCAGAACACCCAUCCAAAAUCAUUAGAGAUAUUCAACAAGAUCUUAGAAAAUAUCAACGCCAUGACAUCCACUUAGCUUGGAUAAAGGCACAUAUGGGUGAAUAUGGAAACGAAGUUGCAGAUACUCUCGCCCAAGGAGGCCGCUUUUGGAAUUGCUGCUGA
This is a messenger RNA of Stegodyphus dumicola, 555 nucleotides long. RefSeq lists its product as uncharacterized. The record is from RefSeq and is a predicted model, not a curated record. Lineage: Eukaryota; Metazoa; Arthropoda; Arachnida; Araneae; Eresidae.